UGAGGGAGAACUAGGCCUGCGCGGCUGCGCCGCCAUUUCAGGCUCCUCCUCCUCCUCCGACACUCGCGGUUGCUGCUCUUCGGACGCCAUCCCGGGGAUGGCGGACAGCGCCAGCGAGAGCGACACGGAUGGCGGCGGCGGAGGAGGAGGCGGAGGCGGCGGUAGUAGCAACAGCGGGAGCAGCGUGGGCGCCGGCGGGGCGUCGUCGUCGGCCCCCGGUUGCCCUCUGGGGCCUGUCUCCUCGGGGGGCGCCCCGUCUCCCUCCUCCUCGUCCUGCUCGAAGGCGGGCGGCAUCGUGAUCUCGCCCUUCCGCCUGGAGGAGCUGACGAACCGCCUGGCCUCGCUGCAGCAGGAGAACAAGGUGCUCAAGAUCGAGCUGGAGACCUACAAGCUCAAGUGCAAGGCGCUGCAGGAGGAGAACAGGGACCUCCGCAAGGCCAGCGUCACCAUCCAAGCAAGAGCAGAGCAAGAAGAGGAGUUUAUCAGUAAUACUUUGUUUAAGAAGAUUCAGGCCUUGCAGAAGGAGAAAGAGACACUUGCAGUGAACUAUGAAAAGGAGGAAGAAUUUCUCACUAAUGAACUCUCAAGGAAGCUGAUGCAGCUACAGCAUGAAAAGGCUGAACUUGAGCAACAUUUAGAACAGGAACAGGAAUUCCAAGUGAACAAAUUGAUGAAGAAGAUUAAAAAACUGGAAAAUGAUACCAUUUCAAAGCAGCUAACUCUGGAGCAGCUAAGACGGGAGAAAAUUGAUCUUGAAAAUACACUAGAACAAGAACAAGAAGCACUAGUGAAUCGUCUCUGGAAGAGAAUGGAUAAACUUGAAGCAGAAAAACGAAUUUUGCAGGAGAAAUUAGACCAGCCUGUGUCAGCUCCUCCAUCACCAAGGGACAUAUCAAUGGAGAUAGACUCUCCAGAGAAUAUGAUGCGGCAUAUCAGGUUCCUAAAGAAUGAAGUAGAGAGGUUAAAGAAACAACUCAGAGCUGCACAAUUACAGCAUUCAGAGAAGAUGGCACAGUACUUAGAGGAAGAACGUCACAUGAGAGAAGAAAACUUGAGGCUCCAAAGAAAACUACAGAGGGAGAUGGAGCGGAGAGAAGCCUUGUGCAGACAGCUCUCAGAAAGUGAAUCCAGUUUGGAAAUGGACGAUGAGAGAUAUUUUAAUGAGAUGUCUGCACAAGGAUUAAGACCUCGCACUGUGUCCAGUCCAAUUCCAUAUACACCUUCACCAAGUUCUAGCAGACCUAUAUCACCUGGUCUCUCAUAUGCAAGUCACACAGUUGGUUUUACUCCCCCAACUUCACUCACCAGAGCUGGCGUGUCUUAUUAUAACUCCCCAGGCCUUCAUGUGCAGCAUAUGGGACCAUCCCAUGGUAUUACAAGGCCUUCACCACGAAGAAGCAACAGCCCUGACAAAUUCAAACGCCCCACUCCUCCGCCUUCUCCAAAUACACAGACCCCACUGCAGCCUGCUCCGCCACCGCCGCCACCACCUGUGCAGCCUCCAGGCCUGUCAUCAGCCUCCCAGUCAGCCACUUUUCAACAUUCAGUGCAUCCUUCCUCUCAGCCUUAGUGCAUGUGCUCAGCAAAUCUGUAUUCAGAGUUGGACUCAUAACACAGAGCAGUUUACUAUAAGCCAAAGGCUUACAAUGGUAUAUUUGGAUUUGACUUAUUUGCACUGAAGUUAACUGAGGCUUCACUGUUUAAUUGUGUUGUACAAGUUUGUCCAAGGGCCACCUCCAAUGUUAGCACAUGUUGCCUACAUGGAAAGCACUUCCUGGUAGGGGGAAGAAAAUCUAUGGAACCUGUGUGUAGAUAAUCACACGAGAGGACAAAGUGGUUUCUAUGGCUUUUUAAAAACAAAACAAAACAUGGAAGUGUUUUCUGUGUUAAGAAGUGUGCUAUAUUUGCCGUUGUUGCAAAAUGCAGCUGGUGUUGUGGAUCUGCAACACUAAUUUCAAAAAUUUCCAUCAGUGUUUCAGUUGAAUUUACAUAUGUCCAUUCUCCGGCUGGUUUUGUUUGAUAUGGCAUUAUGUUUUGCUGAGCUCCCAAAGCUUUAUAUUUUUUCCCCUGUCCCCCUCCCCACCACCCUCCAGCUUCUAGGUUUGUAAAAUAAAAGGGACAGCUUUUAUUAUUUUUUACAUGACAAUUUGCAUAUAAAAUUACAGGCAUGGUCUGUAUAUUAUGAACUCCUAGAUAUUACUGUGUGUUCCAAGCAUAAGCAUAAAUCAGCACUACAUUUCAGUAAUAAACAAAGAUAAUGGCUUUUAGCACAGAAAUGAAAAACGAACCCUUUAAUGCCCAAUCUCAGUGUAAAAAAAAAAAAGAAGAAGAAAUGUAUCCUUUAACUUUCAGUUAACAGCAGUGAAACAUACAUGGCAAAACUGUACCUUUUCUUGAGUGUGGUGCAGUUUAAUGUACAAUGUGGGAAGCCUGACUUGUCAAAGUAUAUAGAAUGUAUUGAUCCAUGGACCUUAAGAGUUGAUUGUUUCAUUUCUUAUUCACGUUGAUCUGUAAAACUGUCCGUACUGUUGUUUUCAUCACAAUGAUCUUCUGUAAGUGUGGUUCUGCCAACAGAAUUCUUGUGGCUGAUUAAAGUGUGCUCUCUGAUUUUCUGCUGUAGAAAGGCAAUUUAUAUUAAAAACAAAAAAGGCUGAUUUUUCCCACUUGUUUAAAAUAUAUUAAAUGUGUGAUUCCCCAUCUUGAAAGUCUCAACCAAGAUUUUAAGCAUUCAAAGAAAAAUCAGAAGAGUAUGAUUGAAAAUCCACAUUAUAGCAGCAUAUUGGUAUAACAGCCGAAAAUGUUGUAUCGCUUGGUAGAAAGAAACAGAUUACAGAGAAAGUUAGAUGACAAUAGCAAAUGCAUAUUUAGCAACAUAAGCCGGUACAAUGUAUAAAGAAAUGUAUUCUGAAAUACAUUCUUUCCAUUCAUUUAGCACAAAUAAAUUGUUUGGUUUCACUUUG
Molecule: messenger RNA, 2960 nt
Organism: Sceloporus undulatus (fence lizard)
Lineage: Eukaryota; Metazoa; Chordata; Lepidosauria; Squamata; Phrynosomatidae
Gene: CCDC6
Product: coiled-coil domain containing 6
Exons: 9
Coding region: 98-1570 (490 amino acids)
Source: RefSeq, a predicted model, not a curated record